GGGAAAGUUAUUCUUAUCCAUACGCAAAUUACAAAGGGUACACAGCAACUUUGCUCACUCACUCGCUCUCUACCUCUCCCAUAGUUGUUAUCAUAGGUACCUACUUUUCUGCGUCACCCACUACUCAUAACGCACACCACCACCUUUACCUGCUUAUCCAUUCCAAAAAUGGCCACCGACAAUAAACAAACUUAUCACCUUUAUUCAUAUUUCCGGUCGACAUGUACGAGUCGUGUUGUGAUUGCCAUGCAUCUUAAGGGUAUUCCUGCUGAGCAUACUCACAUUGACCUCAGCAAAGCUGAGCAUGAAAGCCCUGAGUUCGAGGAGCUGAAUCCAAGCAAAUCCGUGCCAAUCCUUGUCAUUAAAGAUGGCAACGGGAACGAGACUGUUCUCACCCAAUCGAUCGCUAUUCUGGAGUACCUGGAAGAAAGCCUGCCCACUCUGACACCGCUACUGCCUCCAAGUGGCGAUCUUGUGCAGCGUGCCCGGGUCCGAGAGAUGGUGAACGUGGUUACCAACGAUAUCCAACCUAUCACCAAUGGGCGGAUCGCCAAACGGGUCCGCGCCAUUCGAGGUGAGGCCAAGGACCAGAUCAGUUUUGUAACGGACGUUUUUCUCGCUGGCCUGACCGCGUACGAAAAACUGCUGGUCAAAUAUGGAGGAAAGUUCACGGUGGGGGACGCAGUUACCAUGGCCGAUGUGUGUUUGGCACCGGCAGUGGAGAUGGCGCUUGCUUAUGGAACCAAUCUGGAUGGGCUGCCACACGUCAUGGGAUUAUCUAAGCGCCUCUGGGAAUUGUCAGCAUUUCAAAAGGGACAUUGGAAGAGGCAAGGUGAUACGCCUGAGGCCCUGAGAGGCUCCUAGGAGCAAGAGUAUAGAC
This is a messenger RNA of Aspergillus alliaceus, 880 nucleotides long. RefSeq names its product maleylacetoacetate isomerase. The record is from RefSeq and is a predicted model, not a curated record. Gene Ontology annotation, cellular component: mitochondrion; cytoplasm. NCBI's taxonomy places the organism in Eukaryota, Fungi, Ascomycota, Eurotiomycetes, Eurotiales, Aspergillaceae. Gene Ontology annotation, biological process: L-phenylalanine catabolic process; glutathione metabolic process. Gene Ontology annotation, molecular function: maleylacetoacetate isomerase activity; glutathione transferase activity. The coding region runs from base 169 to 864 and encodes 231 amino acids. The transcript has a single exon.